Molecule: messenger RNA, 2237 nt
Organism: Marchantia polymorpha subsp. ruderalis
Lineage: Eukaryota; Viridiplantae; Streptophyta; Marchantiopsida; Marchantiales; Marchantiaceae
Source: the annotation of a GenBank genome assembly
UAAAGCUGGAGGUGAGAAGGAUACGCUUGCCACGGUUCCAGAGCGAGCGCGUCAUGUUCCAGAGAUGAAGGUGACGAUGCGCGAGGCGUGGGGAGGCUAGAUAGUGCCUCGAGCAUUCGCAGGUGCCGGAGCUGGAGCGGAGAGGAUGGCCGAAAUUCGGAGUGUCGCAGGCGCAGGCGCAGGCGCGGGCGCGGGCACAUGCUCCGCGGCCAAGAUCGUUGCCGGUCGCUUCGAUCGGAGGGUUCCAAGAUUCAGUGCGGGCGUUUCGUUCUCUCGCGGUUUGUCCAAGAUCGCGCGGAGCAGGGCAGAAUUGUCGCCCAGAAGCUUGGAUUGUCGAGCGAGCUUCAGCUGCGGCGGAGUUUCGAGGAGCUCAUUGAAGCACGCGGGAACCGGUUUGUGGAGCGUGUCCUCGGCCAGCAAAUCGACGAGCACGGCAAUCGGCUUGGGAGAUUAUGAAUCGAGCUCUCGAGUCAGAGUCGAGCUGCUUCGAGUGUCUUGUGUUCUCUCUGAUGAAACCAGCAGCAGUGCUGUGGGGAAUCGUCGUCGCGAGCGAGGACCGAAAAUUGUGAAUAAAAGCGAUGGAAUUCUUGAAUUGGAUAAGGACAGACGUGUAAAUAGGCUCGAUACUUUGGACGUGGAUGAAAUUGAGACUGAGUACAGCGACGAAAUUGAAGGGUGGACGGAUUCUGACGAUGGGGAAAUCUCGGAAUUCGAAGGUGAUGAGGAAGAAUGGUGGGAUAAGGAGGUACUUGAGGAGGAGGAGGAAGAUGGAUUGCAGACACCAUCGACGGCUAUUGUUGGAACAACGGAAGCUGUGGAAGAGGACGUCGCCAGGUUUAAGCUUCGAAAUGGACGCGAGGUAUAUGGAGAGAGGACGUACCUGGUGGGCAUCGAUCGCAAAGGAGCAGGACAACGCUCUGCUUUUGGUAUCAAGGACUCGCUGGCGGAGCUUGCACAGCUAGCAGACACUGCUGGACUUUCAGUUGUUGGGUCCACCUACCAAAAGUUGGACAUCACAAAUCCGAGGACUUACAUAGGAAUGGGCAAAGUAGCCGAAAUACAGGCGGCUGUUCGCGCAUUCAAGGUUGAGACGAUAAUUUUUGAUGACGAACUUUCACCUGGGCAAUUGCGAAAUCUUGAGAAAGCUUUCGAGGGUGACGUUCGGGUAUGUGAUAGGACCGCCUUAAUUCUUGACAUAUUCCAGCAACGAGCAGCAACCCGCGAAGCAGCUCUGCAGGUAGAGUUGGCACAGUGUGAGUACCAGCUGCCACGCCUGACGAGGAUGUGGACCCAUCUUGAGCGUCAAGCCGGAGGUAUGGUGAAGGGAAUGGGAGAGAAGCAGAUAGAGGUCGACAAGCGUAUAUUGCGUUCGAAAAUCAGCGGGUUGAAGCGACAACUUGAUUCAGUUCGCGACCAUAGACAACAGUAUAGGGAUCGUCGAGCAGCUGUGCCUAUACCAGUCGUAUCUUUGGUUGGAUACACCAAUGCCGGAAAGAGUACUUUUUUGAACAGGUUGAGUGGUGCGGAUGUGCUGGCUGAGGAUCGACUGUUUGCUACACUUGAUCCUACUACUAGGCGUGUGCAGUUACCGAGCGGGAAGGAAUGUCUCUUCACUGACACUGUCGGCUUUAUUCAGAAACUCCCUACACAGCUGGUGGCAGCGUUUCGCGCUACGCUCGAGGAAAUCACUGAUUCGACAAUUCUAGUGCAUAUGGUGGACAUCAGUCAUCCAAUGGCGGAGCUGCAGAUGGAAGCUGUAGACAAUGUGCUGGAUGAGUUAGAUGUUAACCAUAUCCCUUUUCUUACCGUAUGGAACAAGAUCGACAGGGCGAAGAAUGCUUCGGAAUUAAGGGCAGAAGCUGCUGAACGAGAUGACAUCAUAUGCCUCUCAGCUCUAACAGGAGAGGGUGUUGAUAGCUUCUAUGAUGCCGUCGAGAGAAAUAUUAAGGAUCUUCUGGUAUGGGUAGAGGCAGUAGUACCUUAUGAUCAAGGGGAUCUCAUCAGCCUCAUCCAUCGCCUGGGUAUCGUCGACACAGAGGAAUACACCGAGCAGGGAACGCUUAUAAGGGCACAUGUGCCUCUGGCUCUUUCAAGGAAAAUGCUUCAUCUGAGGCAAGCAAUGACGUGAGACUUUCUGGAAUAGGCCAGACGACAUCUAUGCACAACGAUGUUCAUUGUAACUGUUCAGGAGUUUUUGAACAAAAUAAUUUUCAACGAAUAACAUUUGUUGAUAUGAG